CCGAGUAGAGUGUCACGCGGGCGGUUCUGUUGCCUCUGUGGCAGCAGGUCCUCGCGGAGGGUUGAAAACAGCGGAGGAGCAGAGAGCUGAUGCUCAUUUACUGACCACUUCAAAGAAUCAAACCGCCGCACGUAUGUCUCAGUCCCGGGAGCCCGGUCCACAUGGAGAGGAGGAGGUGACGGGACAGGUGUGUCAGGAGGAUGACCUCCAAGAUGGACAAAUGAGAGAAGUCGCAGUGGCCGAUCAGAAGGUGUUGUUAGUCCGUAUCCAGGGUCAGUUCUAUGCCGUGGGAAGCCAGUGCUCUCAUUACAAUGCACCUCUGAUCAAAGGAGCAUUGGUGGGCGACAGAGUGAGAUGUCCGUUCCAUGGAGCUUGUUUCAGUGUUAAAACUGGAGAUAUUGAAGAGUAUCCAGGCCUGGACUGUUUGCCCAGCUAUAAGGUCAAGGUUGUGGAUGGUAACGUCUAUGUUUCCAUCAGCAAAAGCUCUCUGAAGUUGAGCAAGCGGGUGAAGGAGAUGUGCAGGAUGUCGCCAGACAUCAAACAAGUCGUCCUGCUGGUAGGAGGAGGUCCCGCCUCUUUAGUCUGUGCAGAGACGCUUCGUCAAAAUUGCUUCCAGGGCCGCAUCGUCAUCUUGACCAAGGACACUCUGGCUCCGUUCGACAAGCCCAAACUGAGCAAGGCCUUAAACGUGGACAGCGGCAGCAUCCUCCUGCGAUCUGCUGACUUUUAUCAACAGUACGGAAUUGAAGUGAGGACUCAGACAGAGGUGGUAUCUGUGAACUCUGAUGACAAGGUGGUGAAGAUGAGCGACGGCACCGUGCAGCAGUAUGAUCAGCUCCUCAUCUCAACAGGCUGCAGAGCGCGGCCGCUCAGCUGUCCCGGUUCUCACCUGAGAGGAGUAAAGUUACUGCAGAGCUACGAAGACGCCAAAGAGAUUCACGCCUCAUGUUUGGGCAAGAAAGCGGUCGUGGUCGGAGCGUCCUUCAUUGGCAUGGAGGUGGCCUCCUACCUGUCAGACAAAGCUGCCAGUGUGGCUCUGGUUGGUAAAACCGCCUUCCCUUAUGAACGUUCUCUGGGGCCGGAGAUCGGAAAGAUGAGCAUGCAGAUGCUGGAGGAGCAGAAUGUGAAGUUUUACAUGAGCGAUGAAGUUACUGAGAUCAGAGGAGAGGAUGGAAAGGUUAAGGAGGUGGUGUUGAAGGGCGGAGCCAUCCUGGAAGCCGACGUGGUGAUUGCUGGAAUAGGUGUAAUCCCCAAUUCAGACUUCCUGGCCGGGAGCAGGGUGGAAGUGGACUCAAAGAAAGCCGUGAUUGUUGACAAGUUCAUGAGGACCAGCGUAGCCGGUAUUUUCAGUGCGGGAGACGUGACGUCCUUCCCUCUGAGCAUCCGCGACGACCAGAGAGUUCACAUCGGCCACUGGCAGAUGUCCCAGGCUCAAGGCAGAGUCGCAGCUCUGAACAUGCUCAACAAGCCCACGAAAAUUGAGUCUGUCCCGUUUUUCUGGACCGUGCUGCUCGGGAAGAGCAUCAGAUACACAGGCUAUGGCGAAGGAUACACAGAGAUUAUUUUCAAAGGCUCAGUGGAAGACAGGAAGUUUCUGGCGUUCUAUAUAAAGGACGGGGUGGCGGUCGCUGCAGCCAGCCUGAUGUUUGACCCUGCUGUCGCUCGGAUCGCAGAGCUGAUGGCGAACGGACAGAUGGUGACAAAGGCCCAGGCGCAAGCUGCUGACCUGAGCUGGCUCCACAUGUAGGAGGACGUCUCCUCUCUUUUCACCCGUAAAGUGCCAAACCCGGUCGUCUCCGGCCUCCUGAGAACCAUCGGAGCCCCGCUCUGCUCCUAAUGAGGCGUGCUGCCGCUGCCAUGGCAGCAGAGAAGGCUUGAUCGAGUUUAUCGAGUCUGCUGAUCGUGACCUCUGAUCGCUCUGGAACGAGCACGACUGACAUGUCGGCUCUUCAUGUCAAACUAUAGCUGCCACUAUCAGGAUUGUUCACAGACGGUUGUUUUUAUGAGGCAAUAAAAAUGAUUUUACUCGACUAUAAGUAACAAUAAAUAUUAUCACUGCUUAUGUUUUUUUUCAUGCAGUUGCCACGACCUUAAACUUGACCCAUAUGCCAUACUCAUUAAUCUAAACGUUGUAAAAGAACAGUCUGUCUGUGUUAGAGCAUUUCUUUAUCUUCACUGAGUCAUGGUGAGAAACAUUCUGCCUCGUCUGCUCAUAAUUAACAGUUACUGACAUUAUGUCCAGCUUAAAACUUGAACGAAGUCAGAGAGAGUUUCUGAUUUUCCAUUCCCAGACUAUAAAAGCUUCUGUUACUUGUAUUUUUGUUUCCUUCAUUCCGUUUGUGAUGAUACGAGUCUGUUGUUAUAUGCUCUUACUUGUCUCUGAUGGAUUUUGAAUAAGGUUAAAGAGGUCAACAAAUGCAUUAAACAUUACAGAAAGCUA
Molecule: messenger RNA, 2440 nt
Organism: Salarias fasciatus (jewelled blenny)
Lineage: Eukaryota; Metazoa; Chordata; Actinopteri; Blenniiformes; Blenniidae
Gene: aifm4
Product: apoptosis inducing factor mitochondria associated 4
Exons: 19
Coding region: 134-1747 (537 amino acids)
Cellular component (GO): cytoplasm
Molecular function (GO): oxidoreductase activity, acting on NAD(P)H; 2 iron, 2 sulfur cluster binding
Source: RefSeq, a predicted model, not a curated record